Messenger RNA from Salvia miltiorrhiza (redroot sage), 925 nucleotides. Its product is annotated as peptidyl-prolyl cis-trans isomerase FKBP17-2, chloroplastic-like. The coding region runs from base 127 to 873 and encodes 248 amino acids. Gene Ontology annotation, cellular component: chloroplast. Gene Ontology annotation, molecular function: peptidyl-prolyl cis-trans isomerase activity. NCBI's taxonomy places the organism in Eukaryota, Viridiplantae, Streptophyta, Magnoliopsida, Lamiales, Lamiaceae. The transcript is spliced from 3 exons. The record is from RefSeq and is a predicted model, not a curated record.
UUCCAUUAUUUCGUUUCGUUUAGUCAUAGAAAGGCCAUAUGUAGGUCAUUAUAAAGAUAAGGUGGGGACAUAAAUAUUUAUCAUUCAUCUCAUAUCCAAAAUUUUAUUCUGCUGAGUUUGUGAAAAAUGGCUUCGUUCUUUUCGUCUCCGUCUCCGCCAUUUCUAUCACUCCCCAAAACAAGAGCCAACAACUACUAUACAACUUCUCAAUCGCCAUCUCCGCCGCAAUCUAACCCGCCUCCAAAGCCACCAACUCAGCACCUCAGUUCAAACUCAGUAGAGCCGCCGCCGCCUUCUGCCGCCGAGCAAAGGCCUGCGCCCAGAACUGCUGCAGACUCCACUGACUGGAUUGCUUCCACCUUGACGAGGCGGUUCGGCAUCGGCGCCGGUCUAGCAUGGGUUGCUUUCCUCGCUGUUGGAGUCGUUUCUGAACAAAUCAAGACUCGACUGGAAGUUUCUCGAGAAGAAGCAACCACAAGGGAUGUUGAGAAGGAAGAAGAGGUCGUACUGCGAAACGGCAUAAGGUAUUAUGAAUUGAGAGUGGGAGGCGGUUCUUCUCCACGAACGGGCGACUUGGUGGUGAUGAAUGUGAAGGGAAGCGUGCAAGGCAGCGGAGAGGUGUUUGUGGACACAUUUAAGAGUAGGGCUAUAGCUCUUGUGUUGGGGUCAAGGCCUUAUGGUGGAGGAAUAUGUGAAGGUCUGGAAUAUGCAUUGAGAGAUAUGAAAGCAGGUGGGAAAAGGAGAGUGAUUGUUCCACCAAAUCUAGGGUUUGGAGAAGGAGGUGCUGAUUUGGGUGAAGCUCUCCAGAUUCCUCCAUCAGCCACCCUUGAAUAUGUUGUGGAGCUUCAGAAAGUUUCUAUUGCACCAGCCUGAUACACCAUAUGUCAUAUAUACAUAUAUUUACAAAUUGGGUGAGUGUUUCAAG